Messenger RNA from Linum trigynum, 2044 nucleotides. NCBI's taxonomy places the organism in Eukaryota, Viridiplantae, Streptophyta, Magnoliopsida, Malpighiales, Linaceae. The record is from the annotation of a GenBank genome assembly.
CUUGACAUCGAUAGAAGUUUUACAUUGAUAGAAGUUUGUCGGUUGAGGUAGAAUGUCUUGUUCCUUAUAAAUAUAUUUAUAUCAGGCACUAGCAUGACAUUGAUACCUAUGGCCAAGUCACGAUGAGAUUAUGAUAGAUCAAGGAAGAUCUUAUGAGAUUUUUGUCGGAGAUGAUCCUAUCACGUGGAAUAAUUGUUCUUUGUCAUUCUAGAUGAUCAGUGAAAUUCGGUAGACAGCUAAAGUACCAUAGGUUGUUUUGAGAUCCUAAUUAUUUGUUCACUAUCGAUUCGGAUUAUUUGUUCUCUAAAUAAUCCGAUUGAUUAAAAAGGCCUCGUAUUUUUUGGCCAUUAAAAAGGCCUCAUGUGAAUUCGAACAUGCCUUUUGUACCAGGCCCAAUAAGGCCCUUAGCAAUAGCAGAUCGGCGGCACAACUAAUUUUGGCCUUGGGCAUUAUUUUUAUUCUCCCAACACAGAUCAAUUAUGGCAAAGUUGAACAACUGAAAGCCCCCCCUACAAAAUCAAGCAAUCGAUCCAUAUCCCUGCUUUUUCUUCCCCCCAUGCGCAGGCUUGUCUGUUUUCCUUGAGAAAGAAAACUUAACCGCCCUCCUCCUUCCUUCGCUUCCGCCUCCCUUGCAUGCAAGCCUCCCCCUCCGCCUCCGCCUCCGCCAGUCAAUCCACCGCUGGUCGGCGGUCGCUCAAUACCGGUCUCCACCUCCGAGCCACCAUCGUCGCCUGCCACCGCCGCCGCUGAUUCGCUCGAGGGGUUGUGGGAAGAAGAGCGGCAGAAAGUUCCCAGGACGAAAGGCAGGAGAAAGUUAGGGAGAGAGCAGCAAGGGUAGGGUUGUCGUCCGUUGACAGAAGAGCAGGCGAAGGAAAAUCCUGUGGAAAAAAGGAAUUCCAAUCGUCGUCUUCCUUCCUUCCCGGACUAACAAGGAGUUGCCGCCGACCACGUUUCCACCGCCGCAGGUACAUUUUUGUAAAUGCUUUUUAACUAUUUGGUACGGUGGAUUAGAGUAUCUGACGUAGUGUGUUGUUAUACUCGUAGGUGUAAUUUUCUUACAAUGGAUCGUGUAUCUGAAUGGUACCCGUAAGUAUUGUUUACCAACUAAUCCUUAGACUGUCUACUCCGCUUCUUUUUCGUAUGGUCAGACAUUAGUAACGGUUUUAUUUGUAGGGAUUUUAUGGUUGAGCCUGGUUUCGUUGCAAACCUGCGGUAUGAGGAAGCAGUAACUAUGUCUGAAUUUACGGAAUCACUCAGUCUUAUAUUGUUGCAAGAGAAUGUUGACGUUGAGGGCACUUCUUACCUCUUCUCUGGACGUGUCACCGAGUUGAGGACAUCAUGGUGUGCUGCAUCUAGAGUUCAUUUGAUCCACUUAGUUAUUGAGGAUGACUAUUUGGAUGUUGAGGUUGUUUUCCCAUCGGCAAACUUAUGCAAAAUCCUUUCAGAUGUAGUAAGUGAUGAAGACAUGGCCAAUGCCGAUUUCGUUACCCUUGUCAACUUGCUUGGUGGAAACUCUUAUGAGUUUAUGGUCACAUUGGGUCCUUGGAACCAUGGGUAUUUUGAGCUGUUAUUGGUCAAACUAUUCUUUCUCGUGGAAACUGAAUACCAUUACAGCAAUGUCAAUAGAAAUCUACUAAAUUUGCUUAGUGUCGGCCUUAAUGCCAUUUCUCUUGUUAUCCAAGUGUACUAAGUGUGUGAACACAAUGUUAUUUUGUACGGGUCCUGCCUUCUUAAUGAAUUGUUGCUUCCUUAUGGGUUGUUUGUUGCUUCAUACUACACUACAUGCCACAAACAAUCAAAAAUUAGUAUUCGUGAUUAAUAAGAAAGAGCGAACUUGAAAAUUAAUAACAAGAGCGAACUUGAAAAUAAAAAUACGAACGUGCUUAAAUAUAAACAUCUAUCAAUAGGAACGAAUGAUUGCAAAAAAUGUCAAAAUCUAUACAUAGCUAGCUAGGAUCGUUAGUUUUACAAGCUGAACAAUAUAGUCCAACGUAGGAAGCAACAAUUCUACCACAUAGCUUGAAAAUAAACAUCACACUUCACU